Messenger RNA from Danaus chrysippus (African queen), 588 nucleotides. Lineage: Eukaryota; Metazoa; Arthropoda; Insecta; Lepidoptera; Nymphalidae. The record is from the annotation of a GenBank genome assembly.
AUGUUAUUGUUGCAGUUUCUCAUCUCUAUCUGCGUGUGCGCUGCCGGCUCACCUAUCGAAGAUGGCAAAUGGAAUCCUUAUAAAUACGGCGACAGUGGCAAAUACAUACCGACUGAUGAGGGAAAAUAUAUCCACAUACCGAAUCCCUACAUCCACAUAGAUAACCCUUAUGAUGGUGGAUUCGGACCCUACUCCCAUGACUAUGAGCCCUACGUAGAGGCAGCUUCCCAAGAUGUCUACAGAUUGGUACAGAAACCGCCUCAGGAGUUCAAUCCGUUCUACAAGAAGGGAUACUAUGAAAAUAACGGAAUAAAAAUCUUAAACCAAAAGCACAAUUACGAAGAAGACAAAUACGAUUUUGUUUUUGAAACAGAAAACAAAAUCCGUGCAAAGGAAAAUGCAGUACUGAAGAAUCCAAAUACGAUCGACGAGGGAAUUGCAUCCAAAGGUUUUUAUGAAUACAUUGGACCUGACGGCUUCAUGUACAGAGUCGACUACACCGCUGAUGAAAAUGGUUUCCGCCCCAAACUGAAGAGGCUAGAAACCCCUUACUCUGGAAAAUGGGUGCUUGAAAAGGUCAACAAAUAA